Messenger RNA from Cyanistes caeruleus (blue tit), 3363 nucleotides. The record is from RefSeq and is a predicted model, not a curated record. NCBI's taxonomy places the organism in Eukaryota, Metazoa, Chordata, Aves, Passeriformes, Paridae.
AGCAAAGGUGUGUGGUGAGGACAGAGCCAUGUCCGAGCGCCGGGUGGCCGCCAAGGGCCGGCGCUUGGGCUCCAGCCGGCGCAAGCAGCUGCCUGAGAGCUCCAGGGAGGCCCCAGCACCAGCGCCCAGCCCUGGUGAGGAGCCACCAUGGGCAUCUGAGAUAGUGCAGAGGGUGCAGCACCUCCUCAGCCACCGGGCCACGGAGCAGGCGGGAGUCAUCACCCGCUCGGACGUGCAGAAGCUGCAGGCGGAAGGGUUGCCGUGCAGCAGGGAGGAGCUGGAGCUGGUGUUUGAUGGGCUGGAUGCAGCUGGCACCGGCCGCUUGGGCACAGAGGAGUUCACGGCCGGGCUCCGGCAGUUCCUGAGCUCCCAAACAGCUUCCAGGGAGCACCGGCGGCGGAAGACAGCAUCCCGCAGGGUCCGGCUGGUCCUGCCCGCCCUGGCGCUGGAAGGGGGGGACAGCGAGGAGCGCAGACACUUCGCUGCCUUUAUGGAGCAGCUGGGCACAGAAAACCUCUCUGAAGAACAGGAGAUCUGGCAGCUCUGGGUGAAGCUGCGGCAGGAUGAGCCCCAGCUGCUGGACAAUCUGGAGGACUUCCUGGCCAAGAUGAGGCACCGCAUCCAAGAAGCCAGGAGCGAGAAGGAGGCUUUGGAGCUGACUCUGAACAAGCGUGUGGCCGAGCACGACAAGGACGUGCAGCAGCUCUGCGAGGCCCUGGAGCAGCAGAUCCAGCAGGAACAGCUGCGGCUGCAGCAGCAGAGCACGGCCCGGGGGCAGCAGCAGGGCGAGGAGCUGCAGCGAGUGCUGGAGGCCAGCGAGAGGGAGCUGCAGCGCUUGGUCACGGCGCAGAUGGAGCUGGAGCGGCGCUGCCACAGCCUCCACAGCUCCCAGCAGGUCACCAGCAUGGAAAACCAGCAGCUGGAGCAGAGCAACCGGGCACUGGAGCAUCACCUGCAGCACCUGCACCAGCAGCUGCAGCAGACCCAGGGCCACCUGAGGACAAUGAGGGCUACAGUGGUUUGGCAGCACAUGGGGGAGCCCGGGGACAGAGUGGUGGCAGAGUUACCCAUCGAGGUGCCAAUGUCCCCACAGCUGAGUCCUGGGAAGAGCGAGCAGUUCCGCUCCGAGAUGAGGAUCAGGCUGGGAUCCCAGAGCAGCGAGAGCAAAGCCAAGAGCACCCACCAAGUGGUUUGGGAAAUGCUGCCAGCAGAAAUAAACCUUCCUGGAGCCCCACGGACAGCAAGCUCUGCAGAAGAGGACCCCUUCCCAGAAUCUCUGAAAGAGGAAGGUGUCUCUGACCAAAGCUCUUUGCUAAGAGAGAUGAAUGAUGCAAUAGCAGCUCUGAGCAAACAUCUGAAGGCACAGGCAGUGGGUGCAUCCCAUGCCCUGGCAGACAUGCCCUGUCACCCCUGGGACAAUGCUGAGCCCCAAACGGGGCCAGAGGCAGCCACAGCUCAUGAAACAACCCCUGGGGUCCUGCAGGAGACCCUCCCUGGAAAUGUCCAUCAUGAGCUGCUGGAAGGAGACCUGCAAGAGGGAGCAGCCACAGCUGAGCUUCAUGCUCUGGAUGUGACACAGGCUGAUGCGUGGCAGCUUUGUGCUCCGGGACAGGCAGCUCAAAGGGAGCUUCAGGAGCAGGUUUCAGCACAGGGACAUGAGGGGAGGCUUCACACAGUGGCCCAACAGCCAGAGAGGGAGACACCACCCGCGAUGACACUGGAGCACACGGCUGCUGGACCUGCUGAGCAUCCAAAGCAAGGGCUGCCACCAGCAUCAACACUGCACACAGUGCGACCAGAAGAUGCCGGGAGGGAUCAGCUGGGGCUGGUCCUCAGAGACAACUCACUGUGGCAAAGGCAGCUCUUGGGAGAACAGAGCAAAGACCUGCUUGGUCAAAGAGAGAAGAUGCAAGAGUUUGGUCAGAAAAUGAGCCAAGAAGGUGAUUCCAGCCCAGAAGAGCCAGGGGCUGUGACUGCAGGUGGGGCAGGAGCUGCCCCAAGGGGUUGUUCCAAAGCUGCCCUGGACCCAGACCACCUCUACAACGUGCUGUUCAUUGGGGACUCUCAUGUGGGCAAAACGUCGUUCCUGUACCGUUUGCACGCUGACACCUUCAACCCCCACCUCACCGCCACAGUGGGACUGGAUUAUCAGAUCAAAAACCUCGUUGUGGAUAACAAGCGCUUUGCUCUCCGCCUGUGGGACUCAGCUGGUCAGGAAAGGUACCACAGCAUGACCAAGCAGUUCUUCAGGAAGGCGGAUGGGGUGGUGCUGAUGUACGACAUCACCUCCGAGUACUCCUUCUCUGACGUGCGCUACUGGCUCAGCUGCAUCCAGGAAGCAGCAGAGGAUGGAGUUGCUGUUCUGCUUCUUGGGAACAAAACCGACUGUGCUGCCCAGAGACAGGUCCCUACAAAGGAGGGUGAAUGCCUGGCCAAGGAGCAUCAGCUCAUGUUUUAUGAGUGCAGCGCUGCCUCGGGCCACAACGUCUUCGAGUCCAUGGUCAGCUUCAUCAGGUUGCUCAAAGUUCGUGAAGAUAAAUUGAAAAAUAAGGCAGAAGAGGUACCACAGGCACCCCAGAAGAAAAAGGGCUGCUGCUGGUGAUGGACAGACACCCCACACAUUGAUUUGAAACUGCACCAACAGCCAGAAAAGCAUCAAAACUGUCCAUGGACACCUCCUCUUUCCCUGAGUGUCUUCCUUGCCUGAUCGUCCUUGGAUGCUGUGGAGGACCCCCUGCCAUUCCCCCUGAGCACACCAGCCCUCCAAAAUACUUCUCAGAGAACUUUAGCACUUUUAGAGAGCAAAAUCAGGCCAAGAAAAGAGGCAGAAAAGGAGCCCAGCUGGGUCUGAGAUGCUGCAAUGAUACUGGAAGCAGCAGGGAGUAAACCCAAGCCUUGGGACAGAAGAAAUGAAAGCCUGAAGCCAUCCAAGUGUAUAAAACAAGGGGGUUUAGUGCUGUUGGUGCUCUGGGCUCUGGGGACUUCUGCUCUGGCUUUGCAAUCUGAUUGGAUUUGAUCAGGAAUAAUGAGAUAUUCAAUAUAUUUUAAAUGCACUUAAAUCUCUCCAAUGAGACAUGGUAAAGCUAAUUUUUCCCUUCCCUGGUUUAUCCUGGCAGUGAGCAGUGAUGGGGCUUAACAGAGACUAUUGAAUAUUUUGCUCAAAAUAAAUUCAAAAGCCCCAAGAGCUUGUCCAUGAUAAGAAGAAGAUCAAUGCUUGCAAGAAGUUUUUUUCAUUGUGUUGUCCCCAGAGCAGAAUUCUGGACUAUUGCAGCAGAUCUCAGGCUGGGCAGAGAACGAGCUGCUGCAUCCUGCCCUUCUGCUCUUUGUGAAGUACUGAAUUGUUUUUAAAUCCAGCUUGAAAAA